Messenger RNA from Aspergillus japonicus CBS 114.51, 581 nucleotides. RefSeq lists its product as uncharacterized. Lineage: Eukaryota; Fungi; Ascomycota; Eurotiomycetes; Eurotiales; Aspergillaceae. The record is from RefSeq and is a predicted model, not a curated record. The transcript has a single exon. The coding region runs from base 84 to 431 and encodes 115 amino acids.
UCCUCAGUAGAAGACUGUGAGCUGAACUGGGAAAUCCAUCUCCGUGCGCCGAGCCUCUUGUUCGACGGCCAGGCUCUCUCGCCAUGACUCUCAGUCUCUCACACCAAGUGGGCUCGUCUAUUUUUUCCUCAUCUCUGCUUGUCAGAUGCUCUAACUCUCUGAGAGUUGGAUUAGGGAUGGAACUUGUUAGCGAAUGGUUUUGGCAAGGAAGAGAACCCCCCCACAAUUCCCCUCAAUCCAUCAGUCCAUCUCGGAAAAAAGUCUCAGGGCAAUUUCCACUACGCAUGCCAUGGCCAACUGGGUCACUCAGAUACGAUGAACACACUAGUCAAAAAUCGAUUCAUCGCCUCCGACUCCUCAUCCAGGGACCUGACUCUCUGAAAAAGCGGGGCUGCAAGUACCCAGCGGAGACCAACUGCGCCAUAUCGUGAAUCGUGGAACCCUCGGCUUCGGACUUAACGGGUCUGGCCCUGAAAAACGCGUGAAACGAUAGGCUAUCAAGCUUUUUUUACGAGCUCUGGGGAGCAGGCACCCCCCGGCAGUUAAUAUAAACACACAGGAUGUGAUUGUGCCCACAGAAC